This is a messenger RNA of Photinus pyralis (common eastern firefly), 6792 nucleotides long. RefSeq names its product voltage-dependent calcium channel type A subunit alpha-1 (gene cac). NCBI's taxonomy places the organism in Eukaryota, Metazoa, Arthropoda, Insecta, Coleoptera, Lampyridae. Gene Ontology annotation, molecular function: high voltage-gated calcium channel activity; calcium ion binding. The coding region runs from base 1 to 6180 and encodes 2059 amino acids. The record is from RefSeq and is a predicted model, not a curated record. Gene Ontology annotation, biological process: calcium ion import across plasma membrane; chemical synaptic transmission. Gene Ontology annotation, cellular component: voltage-gated calcium channel complex; membrane. The transcript has 37 exons.
AUGUUGGGUGGGAUGGCAGGACGGCAUAUGUCAACACGGCGUCGAGGAUCAUCACCUAUGGUACGCGUAUCAGAUGAAAUGCCGUUACCACAGAGCAACCGAUAUGCGAGAAGACGUCGCGCCGUCACCACCUCCGACCACAAAUCAUGUGCCCUUAUACAGACAAGACUUAAACUUGGAGAUAUUAUGUUGGCCGCAGCACAGGAGGCGGCGGCUCAGGCGGUGCAGCAGCAGCAGGCGGGGGUGGGCGCAGCUGAUAGGAUGGGGGGCGCGAACACGGCGGGGGGACAAGGCCCCACCUCGCUGUUCAUCUUGUCCGAAGAAAACAUCAUCCGUAGAUGUACGCGCUUCAUUAUCGAGUGGCCUCCGUUUGAGUAUGCAGUGCUUUUGACAAUCAUAGCCAACUGUGUGGUGCUUGCGCUUGAAGAGCACUUGCCCAACCACGACAAGACAAUGCUAGCACUAAGACUAGAAGACACGGAAGAAUACUUUUUAGGUAUCUUCUGUGUGGAAGCGGCUUUGAAGAUAUUAGCUUUAGGUUUUGUUUUGCACAGAGGCUCUUACCUUAGAAAUAUCUGGAACAUAAUGGAUUUUUUUGUUGUACUCACAGGGUUUCUGACGAAGUACACUGAGGAUAGCGAAUCUGUGGACCUGCGCACGUUGCGCGCUAUUCGAGUACUAAGACCUCUCAAGCUAGUCUCUGGCAUCCCUAGUCUGCAAGUGGUUUUGAAGUCUAUCAUCAAGGCAAUGGCGCCACUGUUGCAAAUAGGGUUGUUGGUGCUCUUCGCAAUCGUCAUCUUUGCAAUCAUUGGUUUGGAAUUCUAUUCGGGAGCAUUGCAUAGGACGUGUUAUAGUCUGUACGACAUCGAUCUAAUUGCGAAAGAAGGUGAAGAAGCGUUUCCUUGUAACACGGACAAUAAAUCGCAGGCAGAACAGUACGGGAGCAACUGGUGUCGUGACGGAAACUCAGUCUGUUUAGAACGGUGGCAAGGUCCAAAUAACGGAAUUACUUCGUUUGAUAACAUCGGGUUAGCCAUGUUGACCGUGUUUCAAUGUAUCACUAUGGAAGGAUGGACGGCCAUUUUAUACUGGAUGAACGAUGCCGUUGGGAACCAUUUCAAUUGGAUGUAUUUUGUACCACUCAUCGUGUUGGGUUCUUUUUUUAUGCUGAAUUUGGUACUCGGUGUUCUAAGUGGCGAAUUUGCGAAAGAGAGAGAGAAAGUAGAAAAUCGGCAAGAGUUUUUAAAGAUGCGAAGGGCGGCGCAAUUAGAAAGGGAGCUCAACGGAUACGUGCAGUGGAUAUGCAAAGCAGAGGAAGUUAUACUAGCCGAGGAGCGAACAACGGAAGAAGAGAAAAUGCACAUAAUGGAGGCAAGAAGGCGCGCCGCAAAGAAAAAGAAACUAAAAAAGAUGGGUAAAAGUAAAAGUACAGAUACAGAAGAGGAAGAACAAGAAGAAGAUAUGGCCGAUGAUGUAUUUCUUACAGAGUCUAAGAAAAAACUGAAAGGGUUUGGGAGAGCCGCCUAUCUGAAGUCACGCGUGAAGAACAAGGGUGGUUGCGUUGGUUUUUGGCGGGCGGAGAAGCGUUUCCGUUUUUGGAUUCGUCACAUGGUGAAAGCGCAGUGGUUUUAUUGGUUUGUUAUAGUACUUGUUUUCUUUAACACCGUUUGCGUAGCCGUUGAGUUCCAUGGACAACCCGAUUGGCUGACUUCCUUCCUUUAUUAUGCCGAGUAUGUGUUCCUCGGUCUGUUCUUGACUGAGAUGUUUAUUAAAGUGUACGCGCUUGGACCGAGGAUAUACUUCGAGUCGGCAUUUAAUCGUUUCGAUUGUGUUGUUAUUUCCGGUUCCAUCUUUGAAGUUAUUUGGUCAGAAGUAAAAGGUGGUUCCUUUGGUCUUUCAGUAUUGCGUGCUCUACGCCUGCUACGUAUAUUUAAAGUUACAAAGUAUUGGUCUUCGUUACGUAACCUCGUCAUCUCCCUGCUCAAUUCGAUGCGUUCCAUUAUAUCCUUACUGUUCCUUCUCUUUCUGUUUAUACUUAUAUUUGCUUUACUGGGCAUGCAACUAUUUGGGGGUGAAUUUAAUUUUGAUUCCGGUACACCUCCGACAAACUUUAAUACUUUUCCUAUUGCACUGCUGACUGUGUUUGAGAUAUUGACUGGUGAAGAUUGGAACGAAGUCAUGUAUCAAGGUAUUGCUGCCAAGCAAGGAAAUAUGGUUUAUUCCCUCUACUUCAUCGUCCUUAUGUUAUUUGGAAAUUAUACUCUUUUAAACGUAUUCUUGGCUAUUGCCGUCGACAAUUUGGCAAACGCUCAAGAGCUAACGGCAGCCGAAGAAGAGCAGGCAGAGGAGAAUAAAGAGAAGCAAGCGUUAGAAUUAGAAAAAGAAAUGGAAGCCUUGAAAAUGGAAGGGUCACCUACUUCCCGUUUAGAAGGAGGUACAUCAAGUCCGACGACGAGGAGAAAGAAAAAGGACGAGAAACCACCGCCCGACGAGGAAGAGGAAAUAGUAGGACCUAAACCAAUGCUACCGUACUCCAGCAUGUUUGUUCUGUCGCCGACCAAUAUUAUAAGACGAGGAGCACAUUGGGUGGUGAAUUUACGUUACUUCGAUUUUUUUAUCAUGAUAGUCAUUUGUUUGAGUUCAAUUGCGUUAGCUGCCGAGGAUCCGAUAGUGGAAAAUUCUCCUAGAAAUACUUACCUCGAUAAAUUGGAUUACGCAUUCACGGGUGUCUUUGCCAUCGAAAUGUUACUUAAAAUCAUCGAUUUGGGGAUAAUACUACACCCCGGUUCUUACCUUAGGGAAUUCUGGAACGUUAUGGAUGCGAUAGUAGUAAUUUGCGCGUUAGUGUCUAUGGGUUUCGAUCUCAUGGAAACGGAAGGCAGUAAAACGAGUCACAAUUUAUCAACCAUCAAAUCUCUACGAGUGCUGCGGGUGCUUAGACCUUUAAAAACAAUUAAAAGAGUGCCCAAAUUAAAAGCAGUGUUUGAUUGUUUAGUGAACUCAUUAAAAAAUGUGAUAAACAUUCUGAUAGUGUAUCUUCUAUUCCAGUUUAUAUUUGCUGUGAUUGCUGUUCAGUUAUUUAAUGGGAAGUUUCGUUCCUGUUCUGAUGCAAGUAAAUUUACGGAAGCUACGUGUCAGGGACAAUACUUUGUGUUUGAAGAAAAUAACGACGUGCCGAAAGUGGAAAACCGUAAAUGGGAUCUGCAAGAUUUCCACUACGACAACGUCGCAAUGGCCAUGCUUACAUUAUUUGCUGUGCAAACCGGUGAAGGAUGGCCACAGGUUCUUCAAAAUUCAAUGGAUGCCACUUACGAAAACCAAGGGCCUAUACAAAAUUAUCGCAUAGAAAUGUCCAUUUUCUACAUUGUAUAUUUUGUGGUAUUUCCAUUCUUUUUUGUAAAUAUAUUCGUCGCCUUAAUCAUCAUUACCUUCCAAGAACAGGGCGAAGCGGAGCUACAAAGUGGCGAGAUAGAUAAAAACCAGAAAUCGUGCAUAGAUUUUACAAUUCAAGCUCGACCUCUGGAAAGGUAUAUGCCCAAUAAAAGAAAUAGCUUUAAGUACAAAAUCUGGAGGAUAGUAGUGUCUACUCCAUUUGAAUACUUAAUAAUGAUGUUAAUCGUAUUCAACACAUUAUUACUUAUGAUGAAGCAGUAUGACAAGCAAGAUCAAACCUUCACCGAUAUGCUUAAGUAUCUCAACUGGGGUUUCACCAGCCUGUUCACGUUGGAGUGCAUCCUCAAGAUCCUUGCCUAUGGUGUUCGGUAUCACACGGCUCCACCCUUACUCUCCGACCUCCUGGCAGCAAUGAACAUACUGUUUACUUUCCUCUUUCUUUGCGAAACUGUACUCAAGCUCAUCGCUUUUGGGAUUAAGAACUUCUUCAAGGAUCCAUGGAAUACGUUCGACUUUGUGACAGUAAUCGGAAGUAUUGUAGACGCGAUGGUGGUAGAGUUUGGUGAAAGGGCCGAAAAGUUGGCAAAGGAAAGGCCGCCAGGAGUAGAAUUGGAUCUCGCAUCUAAGUUUUCUCUAUGGUUGUCGGAAAAUUUCAUCAACGUCGGAUUUUUGCGGUUGUUUCGUGCUGCUCGACUGAUCAAGCUGUUACGUCAGGGGUACACAAUUCGGAUACUACUGUGGACAUUUGUACAAAGUUUCAAAGCCUUGCCUUACGUCUGCCUUCUUAUAGCCAUGUUGUUUUUUAUUUAUGCCAUUAUUGGUAUGCAGGUAUUUGGAAAUAUUGAAAAUAACGCAGGGACAUUCAUCACUCGACACAAUAACUUUAGGAAUUUUAUUCAAGGACUGAUGUUACUGUUCAGGUGCGCAACGGGAGAAGCUUGGCCUUUUAUAAUGCUAUCCUGUAUUAAAGAUCGGCCGUGUGAUCCUGAAGCACGAAAACCGACCAACAGCUGUGGUUCUAAUCUCGCAUACGCUUACUUCGUUUCGUUCAUCUUCUUUUGCUCCUUCCUCAUGUUGAAUUUGUUUGUCGCCGUCAUCAUGGAUAAUUUCGACUACCUUACUAGAGAUCCCUCUAUUUUGGGCGCGCAUCAUUUAGACGAAUUUGUUCGCAUUUGGGCCGAGUAUGAUCCAAAUGCAACCGGAAAAAUCUUAUACCAGGAGAUGUAUGACAUGCUUAAAAAUAUGGAUCCUCCUUUGGGGUUUGGAAACAAAUGUCCAAAUAGGUUAGCGUACAAGAAAUUAAUCCGAAUGAAUAUGCCCGUAGACGGCGAUGGAAAAGUUAAUUUUACCACGACACUGUUUGCACUUAUUAGAGAAAAUUUAAAUAUGAAAAUGAGACCUGCCGAGGAAAUGGACCAAGCUGAUGAUGAACUAAGAGAAACAAUUAAAAGUAUCUGGCCAAUCCAAGCUAAAUCCAUGAUUGAUCUUCUAGUUCCUCCAAGUGAUCAAUUAAACAAUGGAAAGCUGACUGUUGGCAAGAUUUAUGGUGCCUUGUUGAUUCUCGAGAGUUGGCGUUCCACGAGAUUCGGUCAAAUGGAGCCAACGGGUCCUCCGAAAGCGUCGUUUUUUGACUGCCUGUUGGAUAUGGCGGGCCACUUGGGGGAGAGUCGUACAGGUUCGCUUAGUUUGGAAGGUGCACCUCUAAUGGGUGGACACGAAGUUACGGACACUCAUCAACAUCACGAUGAAGGUCCACUUGCAGCUCUCGCCCGUCGAAAUACGAAACGUAGUCGAUCGUUCAGGAACAAAAAGGUGAAGGUCGAAAACUAUGUGGUCAUGGAGUUGCAAGAGGCUUUAGGUUCCCGAAGGCAGUCUUGUGAAAGUUUAGUGGACCAACAACAUCUUCAUCCUGCAUAUACGAAUUCUCACCGCAGAUCACCAAGCCUGAGACGUGCCAAUUCACCGUCUUUGGCACGCAGUCCGUCACCACGUCGUCAUUAUCCACACCAUCUUCACCACGACAUCGGUUUCUCUGAUACAGUAUCCAACGUUGUAGAAAUAGUAAAACAUGAACACCAAAGGGCACAGUCAAAUAAGAGUAGAUAUAUACGAGGUAUGUCUUACUAUACAGUAUGCUUUAGUUCAACAUUUACUUCUAAAGGAUCUUGGUCAGCCUCUACAAGCCCGGCUAGGUCACCUUCGCCAACCGGUCGAAGGCAUAACUCGUCUAGGCAUGGUUUACUAAGAUCGUCACGAAGAGGUUACGGUACCACAAGUCUUUGUCAACGAUCGCGUUCUCCCAGUCCCACACAUGUAACACCUCAUCAACACGGACCUGCGACCAUUGCAGGAGCCGUUGUGGGUUUGCCAAUGCAACAAUCCGCCGCGUUGCAAAGCAGUAUGCAACAUAGUCAUCCAGUACUUGGCAGUCGUAGGACGCAGGGCCGCAGAUUGCCGCCAACACCGUGCAAACCGUCCACAUUGCAACUGCGACCGGGACCCAUUAACUUUCCAAAACUGAACGCUUCACCAACACACAUGCAAUCUCAAUCAGCGCACGCAACUCCCCAUGGCGGACACGUAGUCUCACAAAACGUUGUACGGGAACCCUUGCGAGAAAUAAUACCGCCGCUUAGUUACGAGGGCUCACAAGCACCACUUAGUUUUGAGCAAGCAGUUGCACUUGGGCGCGGUGGAAGAAUGUUACCAAGUCCCGUUCCAAAUGGAUACAAACCGAAACCAACACGUUCCCGUCAUUCGGAUUCAGAUGAUGACGAUUGGUGCUAACAUAAGGGGUGUAUUCGUAUAUUGACCAACUAAUUUAUUACGUCCCCAAGUAUUCGUUUCAUCUUUGCGCGAAGAUGAUUGAAGAUACUGUUGAUAGUUAAAAGUGCUUUAAACAAGCUAUUUAUCGCUCGCCUGGUACCAUUAACGCCAAAAGUGUGUUCCGUUUUUAAAUUUUGCUGAAAAUACGUGAUUCUACAUCUGAAAUUUCGAUUUCCCCUUAAAUUUCCUACACCAAAUCACCAAAACGUAAAAGCAGGAACACUUUGGUACCGGAGUACUUCCAGGAAUUGAAAUACAUGUGUUUAACUGUCGAAAACGUACUUUGUGACCGAAGAAGCAUAAAAUAAUUUAUUAAUUCGAAACCUUUCUAAAUACUGCCAAGAAUGUUUUGUUGCUCUUAUGUUAAUUGCACUUCAUUAAAGUGAAUUUGCGAGUGCCCGCGUACGUACGUUGCGUUUGUAAUUGUACCUUGGACGUGUGGAUGAUGAAGAUGAUGAUGUCUACAGUAGUUCAACCGUAUUCUAAUAAAUAAUUAUAUAAUUCUUCCCUAAAGUGCUUUAAAAUCACUACAUUUACAAUUGUACUUGUUAAUAAAGUUUAGCUUAAACUGUA